Molecule: messenger RNA, 2091 nt
Organism: Penicillium argentinense
Lineage: Eukaryota; Fungi; Ascomycota; Eurotiomycetes; Eurotiales; Aspergillaceae
Product: acetolactate synthase catalytic subunit
Exons: 5
Coding region: 1-2091 (696 amino acids)
Biological process (GO): L-valine biosynthetic process
Cellular component (GO): mitochondrion; acetolactate synthase complex
Molecular function (GO): acetolactate synthase activity; flavin adenine dinucleotide binding; thiamine pyrophosphate binding
Source: RefSeq, a predicted model, not a curated record
AUGAUGAUGCCUCUCAGACCUUCAAAAAGCGCCUGGCGCUCCGUGCACCUCCAAAGGCAGCUGGCCUCUGCUCGUCGACCUUUCUCGACUUCGUUCGUGGCAUCGGCUGCUUCGCCCCACCGCUCUCCUCCCCAGAAGCGGACGCAGAGCACUGCUACCGCGACUUCCGGCUCCAGACCCGUGCCCAGUCCGGCCUUCAACCAAGAACCUCACCGCAAUGAGAUCUCGCCUCUGCACAACCGCCAGCUCCCUGAGCUCGAUGACUCUAUGGUUGGGAUGAGUGGUGGUGAAAUCUUCCACGAGAUGAUGCUCCGCCUGGGCGUGAAGCAUGUCUUUGGUUACCCCGGUGGUGCCAUUCUCCCCGUCUUCGAUGCCAUCUACAACUCGAAACACUUCGACUUCAUCCUCCCCAAGCACGAGCAAGGUGCCGGCCACAUGGCCCAGGGUUAUGCCCGUGCUUCCGGCAAGCCCGGUGUCGUCCUCGUUACCUCCGGUCCUGGAGCCACCAACACCAUUACCCCCAUGCAGGAUGCCAUGUCCGAUGGUACUCCCAUGGUCGUCUUCUGCGGUCAGGUCGUGACAAGCGCCAUUGGAACCGAUUCUUUCCAGGAGGCCGAUGUCAUUGGUAUCUCCCGUGCCUGCACCAAGUGGAACGUCAUGGUCAAGUCCGUGGGUGAGCUGCCUCGCCGCAUCCAGGAGGCUUUCGAGAUUGCUACCAGCGGCCGUCCUGGUCCUGUCCUUGUCGAUCUGCCCAAGGAUGUUACCGCCAGUAUCCUCCGGAACCCGAUCCCCAUGCACAGCACCAUUCCUUCCCUCCCCAGUGCUGCCACCAUGGCCGCCCGCGAGCUGAGCAGGAAAUCCCUGGAGGCCACCAUCAGCCGUGUCGCCCGCCUGGUGAACGUCGCUGAGAAGCCUGUUCUCUACGUUGGUCAGGGUCUCCUCGCCCGUCCCGACGGCCCCGAGAUCCUAAAGGAGUUCGCCGAUAAGGUGCAGAUCCCCGUCACCACCACCCUGCAGGGUCUCGGUGGAUUCGACGAGCUGGACCCCAAGGCUCUGCACAUGCUUGGUAUGCACGGCUCUGCCUACGCCAACAUGGCUAUGCAAGAGGCCGAUCUGAUCAUUGCUGUCGGUGCUCGCUUCGAUGACCGUGUCACUGGUAGCAUUCCCAAGUUCGCUCCCCAGGCUAAGCAGGCCGCCGCUGAGGGCCGUGGAGGUAUCGUCCACUUCGAGAUUAUGCCCAAGAACAUCAACAAGGUCGUUCAGGCCACCGAGGCCGUGGAGGGUGACUGCGCUGAGAACCUCCGCCUCCUUCUGCCUCAGGUCGCCCCUGUGACUGAGCGCAAGGAGUGGUUCGACCAGAUCAAUGACUGGAAGGCUCGCUUCCCUCUGUCGCUGUAUGAGCACCAGGUCGCUGAAGGUCCCAUCAAGCCGCAGACCGUCAUUGAGACCCUGAGCAACCUCACUGCUCACAUGAAGGAAAAGACCAUCAUCACCACUGGUGUCGGUCAGCACCAGAUGUGGGCUGCCCAGCACUUCCGCUGGCGCCAGCCUCGCACCAUGAUCACCUCCGGUGGUCUUGGUACCAUGGGUUACGGUCUGCCCUCUGCCAUCGGCGCCAAGGUCGCCCGACCCGACUGCCUGGUUAUCGACAUUGAUGGCGAUGCUUCUUUCAACAUGACACUGACUGAGCUCUCCACCGCUGCUCAGUUCGGUAUCGGUGUUAAGGUUCUCCUGCUCAACAACGAGGAGCAGGGUAUGGUCACCCAAUGGCAGAAUCUGUUCUACGAGGACCGUUACUCCCACACUCACCAGCAAAAUCCCGACUUCGUCCCUCUUGCCCGCUCCAUGCGUGUCGCUGCCGAGCGCGUCUCCCGCACCUCCGACCUUGAGGCGAAGCUGAAGUGGCUCAUCGAGCAGGACGGCCCUGCCCUUCUGGAGGUUAUCACCGACCGCAAGGUUCCCGUCCUGCCCAUGGUCCCCGCUGGCCACGGUCUCCAUGAGUUCCUUGUCUACGAUGAGGCUAAGGAGAAGGACCGCAAGGAUCUGAUGCGCAAGCGCAAUGUCGACUUCCAGGUGAACCACCGCGAUUGA